AGAAGAAAAUCGGCAGUGAGCGGGUGUAGUGAAAAAGUGAACAAUUUUAGCAAAAAAUACUUUUAAUUCAAGAAAAUCUGUAAAAACUGCAAAAUUGUACAUUUUUCAUACUAAAUUAUCACUAGAAGCCAAGUUAGACGAUUUAACUUUAAGAAAAAUAAUUUUUUGUGACUUUUUGAUCGACAUUCGUGUGACUAAAAAUUUUUUUAUGUGGAAAAGAAAAUUUUCAUCAUAAGAAACGAAAGAACUUCAAAGUGAAGUGAAAAGGUCAAAGUUUUGAAAAACUUCGUUCGAAAAUCUAUAAAAGGAAGUCAAUAAAGCUACAAAAACUAUGAAAAACAGUUUAUAACAAGCACAACCAAGAAAAGAAACCAUAAGACAAGAAAAAAGAAUCGUGAAGUGAUAUUAAUUACACGAUAAAGUGAGAGAGCCUCAGCAUAGUUCAUAAUACAAAACAGCAUAAAUUAUUAUUAAAGGAUUAAAUUUUUACGUACACGCUUCAUGCCGUCAAAAGUGUUUUAAUGCCAUAUUUAUUUAUUUUUUGAAAUAAUAAAGUAAAGUAAGCAACAAAGGUCUUAUUCUGCACCUGGAAACAUUAUACCGUUCGCAAUAGCUUAAUAGGAUAUACAUUCGCAACAUUAUAUAAGUUCGUUCAAGUGGAUAUUUUUGUAAGGUCCUGGACAGUAUUUUCAGGAGCAUUGCUUGUCAGUCGCGAAAAUAGUUAUUAAAAAUUCAGCAGUUUUACGUUGCUCGCUUUUGGAUAUUCGAUACAUCACAUUCAUGUGCCCCUUAAACUUAUUCAAUCCACAGCGUGGGUGGUUAAUGUCGAACGAAGGGGCACCAUCACGCAUGCAACUGUCGCAACUAUAAUUUUUUAUAUCAAAAGUGCUUUAUCACACAUUCAAAGGCGGUCAUGAGAAAUUUCGAUUUUCAACGGAAUGUUCUGUGCCCCAGCCGUGUAGCUGCGUUUAUUCUCGCUGCGAUCCUGAUUCCUAAUAGUUUGGAAGGACGGUCCACAGCCGUCCCUGUAAGCUCGUGGGGCCCGAGCCGUAGACAAGCCGCACAAAGCAGUAGUGCGGAUCUACUCAGUGGCCCAUUAUUAUUUCAUCAUUGUUAGCAGAAAACGGAAAAAUUAAUCAAGGCCUUAGAAUAACUGAGGCUCUCAUCGCUGGCUGUUAUAGACAAUGUCCGACGACUCCAGUUCGUUACUUGAGGAAGAACGUAGCUUGUUCCGUCCCUUCACCCGCGAAUCACUAUUAGCAAUCGAAGCUCGAAUUGCUGACGAAUUAGAAAAGCAAAAGGAAUUAGAGAAGAGGAAAGCUGAGGGAGAGAUACGAUAUGAUGAUGAAGAUGAAGAUGAAGGCCCUCAACCCGACCCCACACUCGAACAGGGUGUUCCCAUUCCUGUUCGAAUGCAGGGAAAUUUCCCUCCAGAACUGGCCGCCACGCCUCUCGAGGAUAUUGAUUCAUUUUAUGCAAAUCGAAAAACCUUCGUAGUUGUAAGCAAAGGCAAAGAUAUUUUUCGUUUUUCUGCAACAGACGCAUUAUGGCUGCUUGAUCCGUUCAAUCCAAUUCGUCGCGUAGCUAUUUAUAUUCUUGUUCAUCCAUUAUUCUCGUUAUUCAUCAUUACGACUAUCCUCACCAAUUGUAUAUUAAUGAUAAUGCCGUCAUCACCCGUGGUAGAGUCAACAGAGGUGAUAUUCACCGGAAUCUACACAUUUGAAUCAGGUGUUAAAGUCAUGGCAAGAGGUUUCAUUUUACAGCCGUUUACUUAUCUUAGGGAUGCAUGGAAUUGGUUGGACUUCAUAGUUAUAACCUUAGCUUACGUGACUAUGGGUAUCGAUUUGGGAAACUUGGCUGCACUUAGAACCUUCCGAGUGCUUCGUGCUCUCAAAACAGUAGCCAUCGUUCCAGGUUUGAAAACUAUCGUUGGUGCUGUCAUUGAAUCUGUGAAGAAUCUCCGUGAUGUAAUCAUUUUGACAAUGUUCUCACUGUCUGUGUUUGCAUUGAUGGGCUUACAAAUCUACAUGGGUGUGUUAACACAGAAAUGCAUAAGGCGUUGGGAGUUUCGAGGUGAAGAGUGGGGGAACUACACACCUAAAGUGUGGAAUGAUUUCUGCGAAAAUAGAACGAAUUGGUAUUUCGGUGAUGCCGAACCACUAGAUCCACCUCUUUGUGGUAACUCUUCAGGUGCCGGCCAAUGUGAGGAAGAGUAUAUUUGUCUCCAAGGAUUUGGUCCAAAUCCAAAUUACAAUUACACAAGCUUCGAUACAUUCGGUUGGGCUUUCCUCUCAGCUUUUCGAUUGAUGACACAAGAUUAUUGGGAAAACUUAUAUCAAUUGGUGUUACGAUCAGCUGGACCGUGGCACAUGCUCUUCUUCAUUGUGAUUAUCUUCUUGGGUUCGUUUUACCUUGUAAAUUUGAUCUUGGCCAUUGUCGCCAUGUCGUACGACGAACUCCAGAAGAAGGCCGAGGAGGAAGAGGCAGCCGAGGAAGAAGCUCUUAGGGAAGCAGAAGAAGCAGCAGCAAAUCGACAAGCCAAAAUCGAAGCUCAUGCAGCAGCAGCCGCAGCAGCAGCCCAAGCCGCUAAUGAACCCGAUCACAUCGCCAAAAGCCCAUCAGAUUUCUCAUGCCACUCAUACGAACUAUUUGUGGGACAAGAAAAAGGAAAUGAUGACAACAACAAAGAGAAAAUGUCAAUUAGAAGCGAAGGAUUGGAGUCGGUGAGCGAAAUCACAAGAACAACAGCACCAACAGCUCUUGCUUCAGCUAAAGCACGAAAAGUCAGCACGACUUCUUUAUCCUUACCGGGAUCACCAUUCAAUCUUCGUCGAGGAUCCCGAGGCUCUCAUCAAUUUACAAUCCGAAAUGCACGUGGAAGAUUUGUUGGAGUGCCUGGCAAUGACCGGAAACCAUUAGUAUUACAAACAUAUUUAGAUGCACAAGAACAUUUGCCCUAUGCGGAUGAUUCCAAUGCCGUCACUCCAAUGUCAGAGGAGAACGGGGCUAUCAUUGUUCCAGUAUAUUACGCAAAUUUAGGCUCGAGACAUUCGUCUUAUACGUCACAUCAAUCGCGGAUAUCGUACACAUCCCAUGGUGACUUACUAGGCGGAAUGACCAAGGAAAGUCGAUUACGCGGACGGUCACGAAAUAGUCACGCCGUUAUCCAACAACAACCCACAUCAGCUUCUUCUUAUGCAGAUACAAAUCACAAGGGACAUCGAGAAUACUCGUUGCAAGAAAUGUCUCAAGAUUGCACAGAUGAAGCAGGCAAGGUUAAAAGUAGCAAUCCAUUUAUCGAAGAACCUGCCCAAUCGAAUACUUUAGUUGAUAUGAAAGAUGUCAUGGUGUUGAAUGACAUCAUCGAACAAGCUGCCGGACGUCAUAGUCGAACAAGUGAUCACGGAGUGUCCGUCUACUAUUUUCCGACAGAAGAAGAGGAAGAUGACGAAGAUGGCCCAACAUUCAAAGAAAAAAUGCUUGAAGCGUCUCUCAAAGGCAUUGAAAUCUUUUGCGUUUGGGAUUGUUGCUAUUGCUGGUUGAAACUACAAGAGUGGAUUGCAUGGCUUGUGUUUGACCCAUUUGUCGAGCUUUUUAUUACCCUUUGCAUCGUUAUCAACACUCUUUUCAUGGCACUGGAUCAUCACAAUAUGGAUAAAGAUAUCGAGAAAAUCCUAAAGAGUGGAAAUUAUUUUUUCACUGCAACCUUUGGGAUUGAAGCUUCAUUGAAACUUAUUGCAAUGAGUCCAAAAUUUUAUUUUCAAGAAGGCUGGAAUAUUUUUGAUUUCAUUAUUGUAGCAUUGUCGUUAGUUGAAAUUCUCUUAGAUGGCGUGCAAGGUUUAUCUGUGUUACGUUCAUUUAGAUUGCUGCGAGUUUUCAAAUUAGCAAAAUCAUGGCCAACAUUAAAUCUGUUAAUAUCGAUCAUGGGUCGAACGAUGGGUGCAUUAGGUAAUCUGACGUUCGUCUUGUGCAUUAUCAUCUUUAUAUUUGCCGUUAUGGGCAUGCAACUGUUUGGCAAGAAUUAUCACGAUAAUGUUAGUAAAUUUCCGGAUGGGGAUAUGCCUCGCUGGAACUUCACCGACUUCAUGCAUUCGUUCAUGAUCGUAUUUCGAGUCUUAUGCGGAGAAUGGAUAGAGAGUAUGUGGGAUUGUAUGUACGUCGGAGACGUUUCGUGUAUUCCAUUCUUCCUUGCUACGGUAGUGAUAGGCAAUCUAGUCGUUCUUAAUCUCUUCUUAGCCUUGCUUUUGAGUAAUUUUGGUUCGUCGAGCUUAUCAGCACCAACAGCUGAUCAAGAAACGAAUAAAAUAGCCGAAGCCUUUAAUAGAAUAUCACGGUUUAAGAAAUGGGUGAAACAAAGUAUAAUGAAUGGUUUAAGGAAACUUAAAAAUAAAAUUACAAAUCAAAUAUCGGUUCAACCGUCAGCAAUAGCGAAAAGGAUUUGUCCUUGUAUACCUUUAGAGCAUGGCGAUAAUGAGCUUGAAAUCAGUGGUGACGACAUUUUGGUUGAUGGACUUAUAAAGAAAGGAAAAGGAGAAAAUCAGCUUGAAGUCGCUAUUGGCGACGGCAUGGAAUUCACAAUCCACGGUGAUCUUAAGACGAAAGGAAAGAAAAAUAAACUUAUGAAUAACACAAAAAUGAUAGGAAAUUCAAUCACUCAUCAAGAUAAUAGAUUAGAUGAGCUAAAUCAUAGAGGCAUGUCCUUGCAGGAUGAUGACACUGCCAGUAUUAAAUCAUAUGGAAGCCAUAAAAAUCGACCAUUCAAAGAUGAAAGUCAUAAAGGUAGCGCUGAGACUAUGGACGGUGAAGAAAAGCGCGAUGUUAGUAAAGAAGAUUUGGGAAUAGACGAAGAACUUGAUGAUGAAGGUGAAGAAGAAGAGGAAGAAGGUGAACUUGGGCAUCAUGGCAUUAUAAAUGCAGAAGAAGAUGAAGUGAUAGAAGAAACUCCAGCCGACUGCUUCCCAGAACACUUUUAUACACGUUUUCCAUUCUUAGCUGGUGACGAUGAUGCUCCAUUCUGGCAAGGAUGGGUUAAUCUGCGUUUGAAGACAUUCCAACUGAUCGAGAACAAAUAUUUUGAAACCGCUGUCAUUACAAUGAUUUUGCUCAGUAGUUUAGCAUUGGCUUUAGAAGAUGUCCAUCUUAUCAAAAGACCAAUAUUACAAGAUAUAUUGUACUAUAUGGAUCGAAUAUUCACCGUGAUAUUUUUCAUAGAAAUGUUGAUAAAAUGGUUAGCUUUAGGUUUUGCAGUGUAUUUUACAAACGCAUGGUGUUGGCUUGAUUUCGUGAUCGUUAUGCUCUCGCUGAUAAAUUUGGGCGCCAUAAUGGCCGGUGCAGCUGACAUUCCAGCAUUUCGUUCUAUGAGAACAUUAAGAGCGUUGAGACCACUUCGUGCUGUGUCACGCUGGGAAGGCAUGAGAGUAUCCCUCAUCAAUUUCAUCGCUUCACUUUGUGGAGUCGGUGGUAUUCAAGCUUUCAAAACGAUGCGUACACUUAGGGCACUAAGACCUUUACGUGCCAUGUCUCGUAUGCAAGGAAUGAGGGUCGUCGUCAAUGCGUUGGUACAAGCAAUACCGUCCAUCUUCAAUGUGCUUUUAGUUUGUUUAAUAUUUUGGCUUAUAUUUGCCAUUAUGGGCGUACAAUUAUUUGCCGGAAAAUACUACAAGUGCAUGGAUGCAAAUGGAACAACAUUGAGUCAAGAAAUUAUUCCUAAUAGAAGUGUCUGCAUAGCUGAAAACUAUUCGUGGGAAAACUCGCCAAUGAAUUUCGAUCAUGUAGGCAAAGCGUAUUUGUGCCUCUUUCAAGUUGCAACCUUUAAAGGUUGGAUUCAAAUAAUGAAUGACGCAAUUGAUUCCAGAGAUGUCAAUCUUCAACCAAUCCGUGAGACAAACAUCUACAUGUAUCUCUACUUUGUGUUCUUCAUCAUCUUUGGCUCAUUCUUUACACUCAAUCUCUUCAUUGGUGUUAUUAUUGACAACUUUAAUGAACAAAAAAAGAAAGCCGGAGGGUCAUUAGAGAUGUUUAUGACUGAAGAUCAGAAGAAAUACUAUAAUGCCAUGAAGAAGAUGGGUUCGAAAAAGCCAAUGAAAGCCAUUCCUCGACCGAGGUGGCGACCUCAAGCAAUAGUUUUUGAAUUAGUUACCAAUAAGAAAUUCGACAUGAUCAUUAUGUUGUUCAUUGGCCUCAACAUGUUAACAAUGACACUCGAUCACUACAAACAAACUGAUAUCUUCACUCUCAUACUAGAUUAUUUGAACAUGAUAUUCAUCUGUAUAUUUAGUACCGAGUGUUUAAUGAAAAUUUUCGCACUUAGAUAUCACUAUUUCGUUGAACCCUGGAAUUUGUUUGACGUUGUCGUGGUAGUACUUUCCAUAUUAAGUUUGGUUCUGAGUGAUUUGAUUGAGAAGUAUUUCGUAUCGCCAACACUUUUGCGUGUCGUACGUGUUGCAAAAGUUGGUCGUGUGCUUCGUCUUGUAAAAGGAGCAAAAGGAAUUCGUACUCUACUUUUUGCAUUGGCCAUGUCAUUGCCGGCCUUAUUCAAUAUUUGUUUACUGCUAUUUUUGGUAAUGUUUAUCUUUGCCAUAUUCGGUAUGUCAUUCUUCAUGCACGUUAAGAAAAAGAGCGGCAUCGAUGAUGUUUACAAUUUUGAAACCUUCGGGCAGAGUAUGAUUUUACUGUUUCAAAUGUCGACAUCAGCAGGUUGGGAUAGUGUAUUAGACGGCAUUAUAAAUGAAGACGAAUGCGAUCCUCCCAAUCCUGAAAUUGGCUUUCCAGGAAAUUGCGGCAGCGCAAAAGUUGGCAUUACAUUUAUGUUGUCAUAUCUUGUUAUUAGCUUUUUAAUUGUGAUCAACAUGUACAUCGCUGUGAUUUUGGAGAAUUAUUCGCAAGCAACGGAAGACGUGCAAGAAGGUCUCACCGACGACGACUACGAUAUGUAUUAUGAAAUCUGGCAACAAUUCGAUCCAGAUGGCACACAAUAUAUCCGCUAUGAUCAGUUAUCUGAAUUUCUCGAUGUGCUUGAACCGCCAUUACAAAUACAUAAACCGAAUAAAUAUAAAAUUAUAUCAAUGGACAUACCGAUUUGUCGAGGCGAUUUGAUGUUUUGUGUAGAUAUUCUUGACGCACUCACAAAAGACUUCUUUGCACGAAAAGGCAAUCCUAUUGAAGAGACGGGUGACUUUGAAGGCGUCAAUACACGUCCCGAUGAAGUCGGUUAUGAACCUGUCUCAUCGACAUUAUGGCGUCAACGUGAAGAGUAUUGUGCACGACUCAUACAGCACGCUUGGCGCAAACAUAAACAACAUGCUACACAUGAUGGUGACGGACAAGGAACAGGCGAUGAAAAUGAAACCGGAGACGAGCAUGAGGGUGGUGCUGGUGGAGCUGGCUUAGGUAGUUCACAUUCACAUAAUGAGUUGGGGGGUGGGGGUAGUUUAGGUAGUGGUACUCUAUUAAAUAGAAAUAAUUCAAGAAAUGAUAAAACUACUCAUAAUAAUAAAAAUUCAAGUAAUAAUACAAUUAAUGCCAGUGAUGGUAAAAUAACACCGAAAGACGUAGGUAGCAGUGAACAAUUAGGUCGUCAGACAACUGUUGUAGUAGAGAGUGAUGGCUUUGUCACGAAGAACGGACAUCGUGUGGUGAUUCAUUCACGUUCGCCAAGCAUAGCAUCGCGAUCGGCCGAUGUCUGAAUCAUCAGGCCUCGCCCCCCCCUCUCUCUCUCUAUGCAUUAUAUCUCUCUCUCUCUCUCUCCUACUUCUCCCUCUCUCUAAUGAAGUUCUAGAAGAUGAAAAAAAAAUAUUGAAACAUCUCAACAUGAUGAUGAUGAUGAUGAUGAUGAUGAUGAUGAUGAUGGUUUAGAUGAACGGGAGAAAAUAUUUCACCGUCUAAACUUAAUCUUAAAAUAAUAAAUAACAUGAUAAUAUGAAACUUAAUUAUAAAGAAGAAAACUUUAAUAAUUCGCGUAAAUAUUUCUUUCGUUCGACUUUUAAUAUUUGAUUCCUGUUUUAAUUUAACAUUUUUGUUAAAUCAAUCACCGCUAAGUUUAUGGUUUCAAUGUUUAUGCAUUUGAACAUUCGUGUUUAUUUGAUCGUUGUGAUAAAAAAAAUAUUACGAGCUAUAAAGAAACCAGCAGCCACCGUUGCAAGCAUCAAAAGCUUCAGAAGCAUCAAAAGCUCAAGUUUAGUUAAUCAACCAGUUAAUUUUUAGUUGCAUUUUUAUCGUAUGAUUAAGAUUAAUAAAAAAGAACUUUGAUAAAAAGAAAUUAUUCGCUCUCUUAAUUACGGAGGAAAACAAAGUUAAAAAACUAAAAGAAAAAAGUUUUGUCAACCCCAUAAACAGCAAAAACAGAAAGCAAAUCAUUUUCGUUUAAUGAAUGCAGGACUAGAGCUAACCAGACAGGAAGAGAUUUUAACCCUUCAACUUUAUAUAAAUGAUUCACUGUUUUCAAUUUUUACUCCCGAAUUAUUAAUAUCACAAAUUUAAUAUAACAAUUAAAAGAAAAAAGGAAUGCUGACUGCCAUUAAAAUUAAUAAGAUGCGUAGACUACCUGCUACCUUUAAGCAACAAUUAACUACUAAGCAACUAAAAAAAUAUAUUUUGCAACUGCAAAGCGAAUAUGAAAAGAUUUUAAAUCAACGGUGGAGUAAAAACAAGCCAAGUUGAGAGAGAACCACGAACAAAAAAUAAAGGAACAAAACAAAAAGUGACAAAUGAAAAUAAAAAAAUCGAGUGAUUAAGUGAAACAGAGUGUUUAAGAAGACAAAUUAUUAUAAAUAUUAUAUGGAUAAGGAGCAGUGAUUCAAAAGCGACGAGUUCAAGUGAAAUUAUGUUUGACAUUGAUAUAAAACCAAAAAAUAUUGCCAGUAGAAAUGUAUGACAAUGACAAGAAAAAAACUAGUUAAACGAAUUAAUAUGAAAAUACCAAUCAAAGAAAGAACAGACGUGGAAUCUAAUUAAAAUAUUGAGAUUAAUAUGAGGCAAAAAAUGCUAUAAAACAUAAAUGAAAAUGAAAAAAAAAAUAUCACUCACCCACACAAAAAAUACGCAAUAAUUUUUUAUUUGUUUCGCUUUGUUGUUAAGUAAGGAUGAUAUUAAUAAUAACUAAAACAAAAUUUGAAGCAGUUUAAAUUUAUUAAUGAUGCUUUUUUACCGCUUGUCAAAAAAUAAAAAAAGCCCUACUUUAAAUAAUUAAAAAUAAACCAAAACUUAAUAAAAUGAAACAAGAAAUAGAAACCCGCAACGAUGAAGAAGAAAGUUUAAUUAAAGAAAUUGAUGCAAAUGCGUUUGUUGAUGUGAAGUAUGUGGAUGGAUCAUCACACAAUGUCGACGUGCUCAGUCACCAGAGAGAUCAUUGGGAGCAUGAGAUGAACCCAUGAACAAAGAACGAGAUCUGAUCAAAAGCAGAGUUGGAAAGAGUAUCAUUAAUAUAUUUAAAUAAAACUAAGAAGAAAAAUAUCUAUAAAUGUAAAAUGGAUUUCUAAGAGGUAAAAGUUAAAAAAAAACAAAAAUUAAAGCUUUAAAUUUAUUAUAUAUCUAAUGACUAACGAUGGAAGCAGAAAUAGAAAAUUAUUUUUCUUUUCAAAAUCAAUUUUUUCGAAUUCCUUAAAACAUGAGCAAAGAGUGUGAAGCAUUUUUAAGAUGAAAAACUUAAUUAUAAAUAAAAAAUUCUCAAAGUCUUUUUCAUCAUUGGCUUAAAGUAUAUCUUAAGACAGAAAUCCCAUUUAAGUCAACCUGAAGUGAAGGCAAAAUGUAAAUGAAAAAUAAUUAACAAAUUAUGAAGAGAAAAUACGAAAAAAAUCGCUUAGUUAAAAUUAAGGCUUUUUAUAAAUCAAAUAUAAGAAAAUAAUGAAACAGAAAUUAUUAAAAUUUUUAACGAAGAAGAUGAUAAAAAGCAGUUUAAAAGUCGCACAUACACAACUUUUUAAUUCAUAUUAUUUGAUAUUUUUGAUGACGCAAGAAAAGUUAAACUUAAACAUGUAAAAAAACACGAGAAGUGCGGGAAAUCGGUUCAAUUUGUUGAAGGAAAAGAUCUACUUUUUGAUCUCUAUAUCUGCUUGAGACUUAACAGAAACUUAUGUCCAUUUCUGAGAAUGAUAACGACACAUUUAAUGGAAUGAAUCGAGAUAGAUAAAUCGCAAAUUUUAUUAAAAAACAUUUUAUUUUCCUUCACAUGAAAGCAAAACAAAGAAAGUCCACUGAUUGAUAUUUAAUUAAUCUUUAAAUAGGUUUUUUCUUAGGAAAAUAUCCACUGAAGACUUUGUAAUAACAAAACAAAAAAAGAUUCAAUUAAUAAUUUGUAAACGAGUGGAUAAAAUACUCAAACCAGCUCAUUUAAAAGUUUACAAUUUUCACUGUUUCUAUGUCAUUAACAUAACUUUACGGGAUCAUUCGAAAGAAAGACAUGAACGAGAUAAAGGAACAUUGUCAAAUCGAGCUUUUCAAGAAUAUUUUCUAUGGAGAGUUUUAAUAAUUCACGAAUAAUUUAUGUUUCCUUAAUAAUCUAACAAAGUUUUCUAUUUCUAUUGACUUUAUUCCAGAAUGAAUUUUAUUUACUGUUUCCUUGAAAACAUCAAAGUUUAACUAAGUUUUUGCUUCAUAUCCAGAUAUGAGAUAGCCAAUGUGAAUGUAUUUAAAUAGAAAGAAUAGUUCUUUAUAUUAGAGAGAAAAGAAAGGAUAUGAGCGAUAAGAAAUUAUUUAGUCUGUAGCUAGAGAAAUGAAGCUAAAUGUGAUUUUAUUUGCAAAGAACGAUCGUCGAAAAAUAUUUUGUUGUUGUGAGUUAGGAUUGAGAAAACAAAAAUGAAUUUUUCUAUUUGUGAAAGAAGUUCGAUUUAUUGUGAACAUCUUUAAAUUGAUCAGAGUAUUUAAACUUCGACAGCGACAGAAUGAAUCUCUAGGAGUAAAUAUGCAUGAAAUAGUUCUUCAACCUCCCACAAAAAAAAAUUGAAAAUAAAGACCAAAAACGAUGAAAAAUAAUGGAAAAACUUAAGAAAAAAGAAAGUUCAUGUGAAACAACGAACUAAUUUUUAUUACAAUGCGAAAUAAUUUUCACAACGUAUUUAUCUUUGAAUUUUCAUCCACGCGUUCAGAACUUUUUCCUCCUUGCCAUUUUCUUUCGCGAUUGGAUUUUUGCUUAUUUACAAGAAGAAAAUUUAACUUAUCUCAUGAAAGAAAAUGUAAAAGAAAAACCAAAAAAAAAGUUAUUUUCAAUGCGAAUUACUAACAUAAAUAGAAGAAAAGAAAUGAAAAACUAAACAAUUAGAAAAGUUUUUGAUUUUCUUCUCAAUUAAGAAUUUUCCACGAUAUAUUACAUUUUUAGCAUAAUUAAAAGUCGCUGAAAGUCUAAGAGCAAAACUAAGAAUAAUAAAUAAAAAAAAUAUGCACAACAUAAUAAAACGAAGAAGAAUAUUAUAAAUAAGAAAAAGAAAAAGAUUUCAUUUUUUAAACUCCCCGAAAACGACAAAAAAUAAUCAAAUGAAGAUAUGCAAGUAAAUUUUCCUUAAAUGACGUAAGCAACAAAACAUUCAUUGAUUUUUGUAAUCUCAGCAGAAACUGACCGGUCUCAAGGAAUUUCUGCUUCCCACUUUCACAUAAAUCCCUUGAGAUCUUGUCUGAAUGUUGAUCAAUGCUUUGCUCAUUAAUUUCAUGAUUUAUUAAUUUAAAUUUUUGAUUUUUAUGUGAAAUGAAAACAUAUCAAUUUUGUAUGUAUGAAUUUUAGUUGAUUUCAGAGCUUGUUUUCAUGAAAUGUUCACUCCUUCAGAAUAUUUAAUUUCAAUUUAGUAAUAAAACAGAACAAUUAAGAAACAUUUUAUUACUUUUGUAUUAUUUUUUUAAGGAAAAAAUGUUCAUUUAAUGACAGGUAGUUGCACUCUUCAUCCUUUUUCUUUAUUAUUUUUUAAUAUCUAUAAUAAAACUCCAGCAAAGCAAACGCCGAAACUUUACUUGUAUAUUCAUCUACGAUUCUCAAAUAUUCCACAUAAAUAUCUCUUUUUUGAAUUUCGUAUUUUCAUUUUAUGUCCUCAAACAGAAAUUAUGAAGAAAACAAAAGAAAAAACCAACAAGAGAUGGAAAACUUUAUUAUUACAUGAAUGAAAUAUUUAAGAUCAAAGAAAUUAAAACAUGAGAUAAAAAAACUAAAAAAUUGUUGAAGUUUGUUUGUACAAAAAUGAGAUAUAAAAUUUGAAAAAUAAUUAUAAAUAAA
Clunio marinus is the source of this 12193-nucleotide messenger RNA. NCBI's taxonomy places the organism in Eukaryota, Metazoa, Arthropoda, Insecta, Diptera, Chironomidae. The record is from the annotation of a GenBank genome assembly.